This is a messenger RNA of Arachis ipaensis, 1611 nucleotides long. RefSeq names its product serine decarboxylase. The record is from RefSeq and is a predicted model, not a curated record. NCBI's taxonomy places the organism in Eukaryota, Viridiplantae, Streptophyta, Magnoliopsida, Fabales, Fabaceae. Gene Ontology annotation, biological process: carboxylic acid metabolic process. Gene Ontology annotation, molecular function: carboxy-lyase activity; pyridoxal phosphate binding.
ACAACCUAAUAAGGUGUCAAUAAUUGAUUCCAAAACAUUUAAUUAUGUAUUACGUUGCGUUCAUACAAUAAUAUCUGCUUGUGAUACUAGCUACUAUAUAAAUCAGAGGCAUCAUGCUACAUGCUUCAUUCCAUUCUUGGUACUUAAUUUCAAUUAUUCUUUAAAAAUGGUGGGAAGUGUUGAUUCAAGCAUGAAUGGAGGAGGUGUAGGGGGAUGUUUGAUCAAAGAACUAGUCCAUCAUGAUGGCGAAAGGGAGAAGAUAGUUCUGGGAAGAGAUAUGCAUACGGUGUCGUUUGAAAUCACUGAACCAGAUCUGGAUGAUGACGUUACAGGAGAAAGAGAAGCUUAUAUGGCUAGUGUUUUAUCCAAGUACAAAAAAUCCCUGACAGAAAAAACCAAGUUCCAUCUAGGCUAUCCGUACAAUCUGGAUUUCGACUACGAUGCGCUGUGUCAGCUUCAGCACUUCUCCAUAAACAACCUGGGGGAUCCGUUUAUUGAGAGCAACUACGGGGUGCACUCGAGGCAGUUCGAGGUUGGUGUUUUGGACUGGUUUGCAAGGUUGUGGGAACUUGACAAGAACCAGUACUGGGGAUACAUAACAAACUGUGGCACAGAAGGGAAUCUCCAUGGAAUCCUUGUUGGCAGAGAGGUGUUUCCAGAUGGAAUCUUGUAUGCCUCUCAGGAAUCACACUUUUAAGUCCAAGCUUCUUUGUAACAAGGAUAAGCCUGCAAUUGUUAAUGUUAACAUAGGUACAACUGUCAAAGGAGCUGUUGAUGAUCUUGAUUUGGUUAUUAACAAGCUUCAGGAAGCAGGAUUCUCCCAUGACAGAUUCUAUAUCCAUUGUGAUGGGGCUUUGUUUGGUCUCAUGUUACCUUUUGUCAAACGAGCUCCGAAAGUGAGUUUCAAGAAGGCAAUUGGAAGCGUGAGUGUGUCAGGGCACAAAUUCGUUGGGUGUCCAAUGCCAUGUGGGGUGCUGAUAACAAGAUUGGAACACGUGAAGGUGCUGUCAAGGAACGUAGAGUACCUUGCCUCGAGAGAUGCAACAAUCAUGGGUAGCCGUAACGGCCACGCGCCACUCUUCCUAUGGUACACUCUAAACAGAAAAGGAUACAGGGGAUUCCGGAAAGAGGUUCAGAAAUGCUUGAGGAACGCACACUACUUCAAGGACCGCCUCGUCCACGCGGGGAUCGGAGCAAUGCUGAACGAGCUCAGCAGCACCGUCGUGUUUGAGCGCCCUCACGACGAGGAGUUCGUGCGCAAGUGGCAGUUGGCGUGCCAGGGGAACAUAGCACAUGUUGUGGUCAUGCCAAACGUCACCAUACACAAGCUGGAUGAUUUUCUUGACGAGCUUGUGCAAAAGCGUGAUGCAUGGUUCGGAGAAGGGAAAUCUCAGCCUCCUUGUAUAGCUUCUGAUGUUGGCAUACACAAUUGCCUUUGUGCUUUGCAUAGGUGAGAAACUGUCACUCGGAUAUUUAUAGAGUUGUUGUUGUGUGUAAACGCUUGUAUGUAUGAUUUAUGUUUCUUAAUGUUUGUGGUAUUCAAAGCAAAUGUAGCUACACUGGAAUGGAUGAAUUGAAGAUUGUUUAAUACCAGACUUGUUUUAAUUUUCA